Molecule: messenger RNA, 11879 nt
Organism: Hemicordylus capensis (graceful crag lizard)
Lineage: Eukaryota; Metazoa; Chordata; Lepidosauria; Squamata; Cordylidae
Gene: NUDT14
Product: nudix hydrolase 14
Exons: 5
Coding region: 29-1012 (327 amino acids)
Biological process (GO): ribose phosphate metabolic process; nucleoside phosphate metabolic process
Molecular function (GO): metal ion binding; UDP-sugar diphosphatase activity
Source: RefSeq, a predicted model, not a curated record
ACUAGGUGGGCUGUUGGGGGGCGGAUGCAUGAGUGUGAAGGGAGGGAAAGACUCGACCCCAGCCGCCUCCAUCCCAGAUUUCCGCACAGCUGCCCGCUUUGGGGCAAGGGGGGGCAGGUGCGGGAGGGAGCCUCCCUCUUUGCUAAGGGAGAAGGGGAGAGGUUUCCUAGCGGGCCUUCCCCGCUUCCGUGCGCCGCUUGCUGCCUGCUCGCAAUUUGCCCGAGGCCCUGCCUCAGUCCGCUCCUUUUCCGGCAACCUCGGGCAGCGCCGCCAGGGCCGGGAAGCUGCUCUGAGUCCGGGCUUCUCUGCAGCGCAUCUUUCGCAGCCUCCCGCUGCCGUGAAGAUGGAGUCCAUCGAGGAGCUGGCGCUGGGCCCUUGCACCGCCUCCCCUUACCUACGCCCCUUCCGGCUCCGCUACCGCCAGAAUGGCGUUUCAAAGACUUGGGACUUCAUGAGGACGCAUGACAGUGUGUCCAUUCUGAUCUUUAAUGCUUCUCGGCAGUGCUUUGUUGUGGUGAAGCAGUUCCGUCCAGCUGUCUACAUGUGUGAGAUGGAGCGUCAGUGUCCCCAGGACUUUGCAAGUAACAACCAGGAGAGCUGGUGUCCUCUUCCAGCUCGUGUUCCUGCUUCCGUAGGAAUAACAUAUGAGCUCUGUGCUGGGAUUGUAGACAAGCCGGAGCUCUCUCUGGAGGAAAUUGCCUGUGAGGAAGUCUUAGAAGAGUGCGGCUACAGUGUCCCAAUAGCCAACCUGAAGAAAAUUGCAUCCUACAGAGCUGGAGUUGGUGUGACGGGAUCAAAGCAAACGUUGUUUUAUGCCGAGGUAACCGAUGGGAUGAAAACUGGUGAAGGAGGGGGCCAGCCCCAAGAAGGCGAGCUGAUUGAAGUUGUGGAAAUCCCUCUGCAGGACUCCAUGAGUUUUGCGUUUGAUGAGACUUUUCCUAAAACGAUGGGUGUCAUCUUCAGCUUCAUGUGGUUUCAAAACAAUGUUGCCCCAAAGCUGUUAGAAAAAUAAGAAUGGAGACUGAGAUGUACUGGAAUUGUCAGGGUGGGGAAUAAAAACAAAACACAACCAUAGAUAGGAAACCUUUCUGGGUGUAUAUUGUUUAGCACCCUGUUUGGGGGAAAACUCAACAAUAAUAGGAAUUGGGAACGGGAUUCCAUUUUUUUUCUUUUCUUUUCUGUAAGAGUUAAACUCCUGGUCACCAUUUAUGGCUUUUGGUAUGAGUCACCAUUGGCACGGAGUCCACUGUCCUUCUUGUCUUUUUGGGUAGCUUCUCAUUAUCACCAGCAAGUCAGUAAAAAGUCUGGGAAAGGGAACCAGAGGUUCCAGGCAAGCGUGUGCUCCUGUCAGACAUGCUGUGUGAAGCUGCCAACAUGCCCAGUUACUGUCUUCUGCUCAAGAUUUUACCAAUAAUCUCUGCUCAGUUUCACACCUAGGUGUCACAUUGGGUACAGCUGGUAGCUCACCUAAUAAUAAUAAUAAUAUUUUGAUUUCUAUACCACCCUUCCAAAAAUGGCUCAGGGCGGUUUACACAGAAAAAUAACAAACAAAUAAGAUGGCUCCCUGUCCCCAAAGGCCUCACAAUCUAAAAAGAAACAUAAGAUAGACACCAGCAACAGUCACUGGAAGUACUAUGCUGGGGGUGGAUAGGGCCAGUUACUGUCCCCCUGCUAAAUAAAGAGAAUCACCACAGUAAAAGGUGCCUCUUUGCCCAGUUAGCUUACUAGAAGCUCGUAGAAUCUCAGGUGGAAGUCGGUAUACAGCCACAUCUUCAGCUUCACAUGACAUGUCCGAUGGAAGCCUGCACUCACUGGGAACCUCUGGUUCACUCUCCCUAAUGUUUUAACCAACUUGCCGGCAAUCAUGAGAAGUCACUCAUUAAUUGAGAGAAGCUAAGAUUGGCCAAGAUGGAAACCUUUAGAAUUGGGGUGCAGAAUCCAGUUGCCUGGCAGCACAUCCAUGUCCGCUCGUUAUUCCCCUCACUACCACGUGGCACAUUAGCCAAUAUGACUAAUGUGCCACGUUUGGGGGAUUGCUGAAUUAGAGCUUGGUCAGGUGGGACCUGCAUCUCCCCAACCCUAGUGCCUCUGUCAAAUAGCUCAAGCAGGCCAAUUCCCUCCCACUCACCCCCAUCCUGAUGUUCUGCUCAUGGGGUGUUGUUUUUUAAGCUGCCACCUCCCACAUUCCAUGGCUGCUGGGGGCCACUAAGCAUGCUCUGACCUCAUAAGUGGUUGUUGUUUUUUAGUUGUCACAUUUGCUUUUCCUUGUGAUCUACACGUGUAUUUACUUGUGCAUACUAGGGAGUCCCAUGGGUCUGUAGGCACGAUUACUGUAUAUGGGUGUGGCCCCAUAUUUUGCUUCCAGCCUGAUGGGCACUCAGCCUCCUGGAUUGGCAGUUAGUAUAUAUAGAUAUCACAGAGGAUGCUUUUGGAGGGCCCUGGGUUUUCUCCCAUCAUACUCUUAUCCCUGCUCUUCUUGCAUUUUCACACUCUGUUGAAAGUUGUAGUAGAUUAUCUGACACUCUCGUCUUAUUUCUGAAAAGUUCCUCAUGAAGUUCUUCUUAUGUCCUUAGCCUAGACCAGGGCUGCACAACUUCGGAUCUCCUGCAGAUGUUGUACUACAAUUCCCACAAUCCCUGACCGUUGGCCACUGUGCCUGGGGAUGAUGGGAGUUGUAGUCUAAAAACAGUUGUGCAGCCCCGACCUGCCCUACACCCUUAUUCUGACAUCUUUGGAAUUGUCUUUCCCUGAUUUCCUCCCAGAAAAAUAAUUGGGAUGCAGUAUCUCACUGUGGCGCUGACACACUGACAUAAUUUUUGCAACAUUCCUGCAGAACACAUACAUGUUGCUUCCAGCAGGAUUGCAUGUUGCUCCAUCCCGAUAGCACCAACAAGCACUGGCAGUGGCACUGGCUAUAGAAUCCAGUGUCUGUGAAUGUAUUACUUUUUCACUAUUCUUGUGUCAUUCUUAAGACUUUUGAAAUGAGGCAGGUGGCAAGCAGAGACAGGGCCUCUUUGAUUGUGGCACCUCAUUUAUGGUACUCCCUCCCCCUGCCUAUUAAUCCAGCCCCUCUCUGGAAGCAUUUAGAUGUCACUUAAAAGGUGUUCCUGUUCUCUCCGAAUUUUAAGAGGAUUUGCUUCUCUGAUCUUGCUGCUGUUUUCAGGGUGUGUUUUUUUCUUUGUUUGUUUACGACUGUUCUGGCUCGCUUUUAAAACUUAAUUUUAGUCAUGAUUGAGCUUGUUCUGAUGAGCAGCUGUUUCUGGGUAGGAGAGGGGAAAUCAGGGUACAAAGCUAAAGGUCUGGAGCUGCAGGACGCCCUCCUACCCAGCUCCUGCCUAAGUGGGCAGCCUAGCUUUUUAACCCAGUUCUAAGCUGAGGUAGGACAGAAAUACCCCACUGCCCUACCUCAGAAUUUGGUUGUGUCUGGCCGAUUGGGCUGUGAUUUUGAGCUCCCAGGAGCCAGCAGCCAUGGUGCCCAAAGAGUUAUGAGGACAGCAGGGCUGGGCAGAGCGGAGCUGCUCCAGGACUGUGGGAUGCUUCUCUGCUGUUUGCAAAAUGCGUUGUGGGCUAGCUGGAGGCCCCAGCUCCCAAAUUCAGCUCUGGAGAACAUUGCUGGGGCGUUCAUGUGGGCACACGGGCUGCAGAGCCAAAAGGAGGCUCUGGUCAUCUGGGAGCAGGAAGGUAAGAUCCUGCCUUCCCUGCAGCCUAGCCCAUUUGGCUGUGAGAACAGCUUCAUUGCGUAUUAUUGUUGCAGCUGCUCUUUUAAAUCCUGCAGUGAGACACCUUGGUCAUCACAGUUGAGAAGCUAGGUUUGCCUUAUUUUCAGUCAUGAUUGCAGGGCCUUGGAAGCAUGCAGGGCCUGGCGAAAUCACAGCAAGUAGAGAUGGUGGCCCAUAUGCUGGGCAACCAGAACAACACCCUUGCCCAGAGCCAGAACAGUAGCUGAGCUGCAGGCUUGCCUCACAGAUGAGGGAAAGCACUUCCCCCUCCUCACAAGUGCCAGGAACAUGUCCCUGCAGGCUGUUUGACCAUCAGGUUUCAGAGAGAAGUGAAAACCGCUUCGCCAUCUCCCUCCCGAUGUGCUGGGCUGCAAGGCAGCUGAGCCAGCACAGUGUAGUGGUUAGAGUGUUAGAUUCAGACCGGAGAGACCCACGUUCAAAUCCAUAUUCAUCCAUGAAACCCGCUGGGUGACCCUUGGCCAGUCACUUCUCUCUCAGCCUAACCUAACUCACAGGGUUGCUGUAAGGAUGAUCAUAACCAUGUUUACCAGGUAUAAAUGUAAAUCUUGCUCCACCCUUAAAAAGCUGUGCAGGACUGUGGGCCAGUGUUCUUAACAAUGUAAGCCUCUGGGCAACACCAGCCCCUUUUAAAAAAAUCAUUGUACAGUGACUAGCACUGCUUGUUGCAGCAACAGUGCUUGUUGCUUGGACCACAUUACCCCUUUGCAAAGUUCUCUUCACUAGCAUCCUCUCUCCAUCUCCACUUUAAGCUGCUUGUAAAGUAAAGUUGUGCCGUUGAGUCGGUGUCGACUCCUGGUGCCCACAGAGCCCUGUGGUUGUCUUUGGAAGAAUACAGGAGGGGUUUACCAUUGCCAUCUCCCACACAGUAUGAGAUGAUGCCUUUCAGCAUCUUCCUAUAUCACUGCUGCCCGAUAUAGGUGUUUCCCAUAGUCUGGGAAAUGUACCAGCGGGAAUUCAAACCAGCAACUCUAGGCAAGUCACUUCCCCGCUGUGCCAUCAUCUCUGUAGUUGUGCCCCUCUCUCUUUUCUUCUUUCUCUACAUGCAGUUGGAAUGUCCUUCCACCCAACUCCCUUUCUCUGUACCCUCCACUUCCUCUAUUCAGACCUUCUGCUUCCCAUCUUCUGAAGUGUGUCCUGACUUUACCUUUAAGCUUGCAGGCAGGACCUGUUUUAUUUGCAGUUCUUAUUUGCGGUGCCUAGUGAUCUUAGGUUCUUUAUAAAUAUAGACGGAAUAAUGCCAAUACGUUUUCAGAGGUUCCUCCACAGCUUUUUCAUUUUGAUGACUAAUAGAAUAGACUAGAUUAUGCAGAGCCUGUGAGGUUGGGCUAAUUUGAUUAAUUCAUACAGUUCACAGAAUCCAGUUUUUCUUUGCACUGUUUGGCUGACCCUGAUGCCGACUUCUGGUUUUCUUUUUCUUUUUCAGCACAAAACAUGCCAACCUUUUAAAGCUUUAGACUACAGAUCAAAAUUAUUUUGUUUUAGCAAACUGUGAUUGAUUGUUCCUACUACUUUAGAGAUUUAUUGCAACUGUGAUUUUUUUUAAGCAAGCUUUGUGCUGCAUUGUGCUAUUUAUCAUUUUAUUUUGUAUUUUGGUUUUAUGUUAAUAUCUAGUUUUUGUCUUUAUUUGGAAGUUGUUUUGAGAAUUUGGUCAAAUUUAAAGGUGGGAUAUAAGCUCUCUAAAUAAAGAUUACUAUUUUAUUUAUUUAAAACAUUUAUAUACCGCCCAAAACGCAAGUCUCUGGGUGGUUCACAACAAAACAAAAACAGAUACAAAGAUUAAAACAUCUUAGGAUUCGAGGUCAACAUGUGCCUGAAAGAAGUUGUUUCUUGCUGUGGGAAAAGCCGCCUCUCUACUCCCAGGCUGUUAAGAGAUUUGCAAAUGAGGCAAUUCAAUGAGGCAAGAGUCACUAUGUAUCAACAGCCUAGUGUUUGAAGAAGUGCGAUAUUGGAUUCGGCAAGGCCAGAGACAGACAAUGGCUCAUUGCCAAGGUGUUGCUAAAAAAUAGUUUGCUGUUCACAAUGCGUACACUCAGUCUGCUUUCACUUCCAGACAAAAAGGUUCAGCAUGUUUCUGGGAUUGAUUAAAAACCUACUAAACCUUUUGGCCAGUUGGUGGGGGUGGUGGAGUAUAGGGGAGGAUAGCCUAGGAAACAGAAGUGCUUGCAAACCACCACUGCCUCCGACUCACAGAUCUGGGAUUUCGAAGCCCAUUUUCACUGGGGUGAUUCUUGCGGAACAGCAGCUGCAGGUCUUUACUCCCACAAGAAAUGCAGUACAAAAGGGAACUGGGAUGAAGAGGAAAAGGCUAAGCAGGGAGAAGGUUAUAUAUUUAUACUGAAGCUUUAAAAAAUAUAUAUCUAUUUUAAAAAUAGAAGUUCUUUAUACAAAAUAAUUGCUUUCCAUUUCUGUUCUGUACACAUGCCAGGUCUGUGCUGACUUAGACGCCGUUAUUGUGGCCAACUUCACAAGCCGUCUUCUGGAUAAGACUCCUGCAGGUGCUGCUGCUUCUUCUUUUCCAAGAUUUCUUCUUCAAAUAUUUCUCUUUCCCUCUGGAAAGAGGACUUCCAAGAUGAAUUUGAUGCUGUCUCCAUUCCUCAGCCAUAGCAUCUUGGCAGUGUCUCUCUGGUAGAGCUCGUGCAAGUAGUUCAACACAAGGUCCUGCUGGCUUUCAUCCUCCAGGUAUGUCUCGAUGGAGGUCACGUAAGGAGGGGCAUUGAGGAAGUGCUUCAGCCACCGAGACAGCUUGCUCUUUAGGAUGGCCUUUAGGUGUUCCUCCGCCCUCUUGGCCUUCACAAUGAACUUCACAAUCUUCUUGUUGGCCUUGUCGCUGGCCGCCCGCAUCCGGUCGGGGAGAACCUUCUUAGCAGGCUUAGGGGGCGUUGCCCCUGAGAGAGAUCCUUUCAGGUUCAUCUCUAUUCUGGGGAAGGCAAUCUGGGAGAGUUGCCACUGGGCCUCUUCUCACUGGGUAGCUCAUAUCACUGGCAGAAUACUCCAGGAAGGAUCCCAUGAAGGAGUGGAGACCUACUUUGAUUCUGUAGUCUUUUAUCAAGCCAAUGCAGCAGUUAAUUUCAUGGCUGUGGUUCUCUCCAGCUUUAUCUAUGAGCACCUGCUUCUCUUCACAGUCAACGUGUUUGAGGUUUCUCAGAGAGACUCAGAAACCCUUCAAUUUCUCAUCGGCCAGGAAUGUUUCUGUCAGGAGCACACUCACUCUCUUGGCUUUCUGCUCCACCCUCUUCACCACUGCUGGCCAAUAUGGGUUUCUCCAGAGCUUGUACCAAACCAGCAUCCCUGCUUCAAUCGAACAGGGCUCUUGAUUCAGGAAGAUACUGGGAAGUUCUUCGUCGUCAUCUUCAUCCCCGAAAACUGAGCUGAGUGAGCUCUCUCUAAGCCUCAAGGGCAGUGCAGAGGUGGGUCCUAACCCUUGUCCAUCUUCAAAGUCAUGGGAAUGGAGGCUCUGGGCUGUGUUCACAAGACCGCUUCAGUUCACUUUCAGAGGUUCCAAAACUAGCUCAUCGAGAGCAGCUCCACAGUUGGAGUUCUUGGAAGAGCUCCUGAGUUGCUUUCCUUGGGAGGGAGACUGAGCCACGUUGCACAGUUUUAGGCGGGUUCCUUGAGAGUUCUCUGUGUAUCUCCUGCCAGAGGCCUUCCUACGUUUCUUUGGGGAAGGCUGUCUGUUCUUUGGGAGCUUGGCUGACCCACACUCAACGAGGGAGUCCAGCAGAUUCUUCCUAAGCCCAGGUUUUGCACCUGAAUUUUUCCCUGGCAGAAUGAACCUGGUGCAGGUGUUGCAGAGAGGGGAGUUUGGGGUGCUUGUCCUAGCCAAGUGCUUAGAGGCAGGUGAGGAGAAGUUGGUAUUCCCACCAGACCAUUCUUCAUUCCAACAGCACCUCUCGGCCUUCUUUGAGAAACGUGGCAAUUUUCUGGUGGGGCUGGGUUUGGGCAGCUUUUUGAGCUGAGCGCUGUUUGCUCCUGGCAUCUUGGUUUUGGAAGUGUGACAGCUUUGUGCAUUCAACUCCCUGGGGCUUGAAAGGGGUCUCAGUUUAGAUGCAGAGGGUUUAUGUUUGGAAAAGCCUUCAGUUUUGUCCCUGGGGAACUGGCCACAUUUUUCUUGGACUGCACCCUGCAAUGAUGUAGGUGCAUCCGGAGCCUUUUCCUCUCUUUUCCUCUUCCGCGUAUCCUUUUCAGAAGAGAGCUGCUGGCGGCUAGCCACGACCAUUGAUAAAGGCCCCUCUUGGGUUGCUUUGUGGGCAGCUGGCUUCUCUCUUUUCCUUUUGGAAAGGCUAUCUUCUUUGGAGCGAUUCAGGAUGUCCAAAGCCAUACGCAGAGCUCGCCGGUACUUCAGCUCUUUCACGGGCUGGCGGACUUCCUUGUUCUGAGCUAGCAGAGAGGCGAUGGCUUCAAUGUUCUCCUUGUUCAAGGGUUUGGUAUCCACACAGAGCAUGUCAGCCCUUCUCUCCGGCCUCGCACGUGCCUGAGUCCUCCCAGUCUGCCGCCGUCUGCAGUGAGUAGAGUGGAGUCUUGGCGCACGCGUGCGUACUAGAAGAGUGUACUAGAAUAGCAUUCAAGUGCUUCUGACAAAUCUUGUUCCCCAAUCCAUAUUCUCAUUUCCAAAUGAAGUCCCUGAGAUCUUCAUGCGGGCAGCUCAAAGGGUACUUUAGCCUUCGUAAUACAAACUCUAGAAAUGCUGUGAAAUGUGCCAUCCUCGUAGACCCUGAGUAGAACAGCUGCCUUCCAGAGUGCCUGAAGUCCAAAACACUCCAUCAGCGAAUAGGAGAGAAGCAAAGCUUUCCCGUUUUAAAUGUCCUGCUCGCUCACUCUGUUAGCAUUAAUUACCAUGGCAAUGCUAUAUCUGUGUCAGUGGGGCGAUUUAAAAUGCCUGUUCCAAGGCAACUAAUCUCAAGAGAUGCACAAUCCAAGAGGCAGGCGUUUCGGCGGCGGCAGUGCCAACCCUGAGACCGUGCAGUUGUGGCUGUAUUCUGUGGCUGAUUAGCACUAAAGGGCAUGGCUUCACCCAGGACUGUGAGCUUGAUCAUAGGCACAUCUCCAAACCUAUUUUUGGAGGGCAUUUUUGUGGCAGGAAAGGCACAUACAAAUAGAUCCUUAUACCCAGGGUUCUCAAACUUGGGUCCCCAGAUUAUCUUGGACCACAACUCCCAUCAUCCCCCGCAGCAACAGCCUUUUUAUUAGCCUCUACCUCACUAUAAGCCUGAGUUGGAAGACAGGGCUGGCUGAGGGAGGAGCAGCAGGAUUGGGAGCCCUGCCCGGGCUAGCACUGUCCUACCCAGGUCAGGCCAGUUGUGAGAACGACCUCCUUCUGUGGUUUACUUUGGGCCACACAGGAGCACCCCAAACUCAUGGUUUGCUUGUAACCCACUACUGGGAGCAAGGAAUGUGCUCCUGGGUAGUGCAGGCACAUAAAAUGGUCCUUUGGUUGUCCAAAGGGUGUUUGUCCUGCCCAGUCACCAACCCCGGGCAAAAUUCUCCUGAGUAAGUGAAAUGAAGAGGCUGGAUCCGUAUAAACAGGGUACGCAGAGCCCUGGAUGAGCACAGUGUGGACAUGCCCUUAGCAAUAGCACAGUGGCUCUUCAAACAUUGGUGUAUGAAGGGUUAGGGUUAGGGGGGCUGUUCUGGGGUAUUGCCUGCAGACCGGCCCAUUUUCUUACAUUACAGCCAUUCCAGGGGAAGAGGCUCAGAAGGCAAUCGAGGGCCUAAAAACCAUGGACUCUGGUUUACCAGGGAGCUGGGACCAUCUCUGGUUAAGAGGGGACAGUUGGGGAGAACAUGCAUUUAAUUUCUGAACAGUUUUUCAUUAAUUAAGUGAGAUGGUUUGGAAAUGCGCAGUUGAGGACCUCGUGGCUUGAGAAAAAAGCAGCUGAAUCAUAUUGCAUAAAAAUACUUUUUGAAGUUGGUGCACACUGCAUCUCAGAUUAGCAUCGCUUUUUGGAAAGUGUAAUUAGGCCUAAUUAGAUUUGCAUCUGCUGAAUCUGGGCAAAGGACCAAGAGUAAGAAGCACCGUUCGGGCACUCCUCCGAGCCACAUCUGUAAACAACUUUCAGCCUGGCCUCUGCCGGCCUGCCACACAGGCAGCCGAACACUCGGGAGAGCCAACCAUUUAACACGAUCAACUUGUUGGGCAAAAUCCACUGGGAAGCUGGAGGCCCGUUGAAAGGAAGCAGAGUGCGUAAAUGGGAUAAUGAAUGAGUGGACUGUGCCCAUCAGCCGUAUUCAUUAUUUUUUAAUUAGCUCUUUGCAAUCUCCAUUUUGCACUUUAUUUUGCAUAUCUAAUCUAAUCUGCUGAUCAAACUCCUGCCAGCCGCCAUCCUUUCAUAAGGAUAGAAAUUUGUUCCCGUGUUAAUUAGCAUCCUAAUUGGGCUCAUCUUGAAGCAUAUUUAAUAUUUAUGGCUUUGCCCUUGAAAAUCAGCAGGAUUGCUGGGCUGUACUCGUGAGUUUGGGAGCUUUUCCCACCAUGCACAGCUCACUGAUACUGCUGACACCUCCCUGGACAAUAGAUUAGGCGCCCACAGCCAUCAUGGCCAGAAAGCCCGUUGUUCUGUUGGGCCAUGGGGGUGUGGAGGAGGACAGGCCAGCCAGCAUCAGGGAUCGUCUUUGCCCUCACUGUCCCUGAGCGAAGCAACACAUCUUUAUUUCCCCAAAUGGGGGGCAGGGGAUUAAAUUAUUACAUUUUCCUCCUCCGAGGAACUCAAGUCAGUGGUUCUCCCUGUGCCCUUUUUACCCUCACAACAACCCAGUGCUAUAACAGAGUGGGGAUCUGAACUUUGGUUUCCCUGGUCGUCGUUUGACGCUCUCACCACUACACCCUACUGGUUGGUGAAUGGCAACCCUUCACUUUUAUGGAAGAAUGCAAAGGAGGGCAUUCUGAGACAUCGUUGUGAUGGGGGGCUAAGUCUGCUUCCUGCCCCUUCUGAUUCCAACCGGCCCCUCCCUGUGCAGUCUUCUUCCAUCAUCUGCAUUGACUCUUAUUUCUUGGUGACACAAGAAUGUGACAGAAUUGUGGUGGGAAUGGGACAGAAAGCUGGCAUCUAGCUUUUGUAUAUACAGAGAUGCCUUAAUCCUCCAGGGGUGAUGUAUAUGUCAAGACAAGGGCCCUGAUUGAGCAGGUAACACCUAAAGGAGCACCCUGGCUAUCUUCAUUCCCCACCCGCCAUUCUAGAGGGGGUCAGUCAUUUCAUCCCGGCUGCCACUUCAGUUGGAAGUGAUGCAAUCUACAUUUCUACAGGCUGUGUUCUCGGGGGCAAGAUGUGUACCUAAUGCUGUACUGUGACUCGAAGCAGGCCUGUUUAAGGCAGAGGCCAGGGCCUGGAUCCUUCUUUUUAAUUUCUGGUUAAAAUGAAUAUUCUUCCAGUCAGCCUGGCAUCACUCACACUGAUUGACAGCUUUCAGUCCACUCAGAGCAGGCUUUUGCAGGAUAGACUUGGUCCAUAUGCGUUUUCUCCUAAUUUCUUCAUCUCUUUGGGGUACGACAAUACCAAACAAAUUCUGUAGCAACAUAUCCAAGUUAGUAACAACAGAAGGAUUUGAGCAUGGCCACUAGUAGUAACAGCCCUGGUGGGUUCUCGAGCUAUCUUAAGCCAGCCAGUUAAGCUCACUAGUCUGACAACCUUUGACCAGUGGAGAGCAUUUUCGAUGGCACUCUUUAAUGUGCAGUUCUUGAGGGAGGAUAUCGGAAAUAGCCUUAUAGACCAAAAAUGCCCAUGUGGCACAGAGGAAACUGAAACUGACUUGUGCUUUUAUAUUGCCCAUUCUAACGGGAUAUUCCCAUCACUUUUAUUGCCCCUCUUUUACUGAAUAUGCUAGGCAGAUCCGCUGAGUUUUAUACCUCCUUUCUACUUGCAGAUCGGAAUCCAUCGACAACAUUUAGUGUGGCUAAAUUCUGUGCUGCCGCCUACAAGGUCAGGCAAGCGUUGAUUCAAAGAUAUUAAUUAUAACUAAAACGUUAAGCAGCACAGCAUUUCUAUUUCAAUUAAGUGUAUGGACGUUUAGUGCAUAGUAUAUAGAUUUGUAAGGUGAUGAGUAGUACAUAUAUUCUGUCUUAACUUGUUAAAAUGUUAAUUUUGCUGUUGGUAGUUAUCUGCUUGUUGGUUCUGAUCAAUGGCCGUAAUAAAGUAAUCUAUCUGUGUU